Messenger RNA from Limulus polyphemus (Atlantic horseshoe crab), 11173 nucleotides. Its product is annotated as ankyrin-2-like. The record is from RefSeq and is a predicted model, not a curated record. The transcript is spliced from 39 exons. Bases 259 to 11154 code for a protein of 3631 amino acids. Lineage: Eukaryota; Metazoa; Arthropoda; Merostomata; Xiphosura; Limulidae. Gene Ontology annotation, molecular function: transmembrane transporter binding. Gene Ontology annotation, biological process: negative regulation of delayed rectifier potassium channel activity; signal transduction; neuronal action potential. Gene Ontology annotation, cellular component: axon initial segment; membrane; synapse.
CACAGUUAACUCACGUCGCAUCACAGCACUAUCAGAAGGGCCAUGGUAACCAUUUCUUUGAAAGAAUCUGUUUAUCUCUCUUCACAUAUUUUUCAAAACGACGUUAUUACAAAGAAAUAUGAACCUUUGUCUUGAGUUCCCCUCGUUCUAUAUUUAUAAAAUAUAGAUGCGGUGAUCCAACACCCCUUUUCCUACUGAAACGUUUUACCCAUUUUUCUACCUCAAGCUUCUUGCCUGGAAUUGUGCUAGCUGGUUGUCAUGGUUACCGAAGAUCAAAGACAGGCUGAUAUCAGUGCUAGCUUUUUGCGAGCAGCCAGGGCAGGAAAUCUAGAAAAGGUUUUAGAGUUUUUGAAGGGAAGUAUUGACAUCAAUACCAGUAAUGCUAAUGGGUUAAAUGCAUUGCACCUUGCCUCUAAGGAAGGUCAUGUGAACAUUGUUAGUGAGCUGCUAAAGCGAGGAGCCAAUGUCAAUGCUGCUACAAAAAAAGGGAAUACAGCUCUACACAUAGCCUCCCUAGCAGGCCAGGAAGCAGUAGUAAAACUUCUGGUGCAGAGUGGGGCUAAUGUGAAUGUUCAGUCUCAGAAUGGCUUCACUCCCCUUUACAUGGCUGCCCAAGAAAACCAUCACAGUGUUGUUUGCUUCUUACUCACCAGUGGUGCAAAUCAGAGCCUUGCAACAGAGGAUGGUUUUACUCCACUUGCAGUAUCUCUUCAGCAAGGUCAUGACAAAGUUGUGACAGUACUACUUGAGAAUGAUGCCAAGGGAAGAGUUCGUCUUCCAGCCCUCCACAUUGCUGCUAAAAAAGAUGACUGCAAAGCAGCUGCAUUACUUCUUCAAAAUGAUCACAAUCCAGAUGUGACUUCAAAGAGUGGUUUCACACCACUUCAUAUUGCUGCUCAUUACGGUAAUGACAAUAUUGGACGUCUUCUACUUGAGAAAGGUGCCAAGGUUAAUUAUGUUGCCAAGCAUCAAAUAACUCCCCUCCAUGUAGCAUCAAAAUGGGGUAAAUCAAAUAUGGUGAUAUUACUUAUAGAAAAAGGGGCCCAAAUUGAUGCCCUCACCAAGGAUGGUCUAACACCGUUACAUUGUGCUGCUCGCAGUGGCCAUGAUCAUGUUGUAGAUUUAUUGCUUGAAAGAGGUGCUCCAGUUACAGCAAAAACAAAGAAUGGGCUUGCUCCUCUUCACAUGGCAUCUCAAGCUGAUAAUGUAGAUUGUGCUAGAACUUUGUUGUAUCAUAAGGCUCCAGUUGAUGAUGUCACAAUCGACUAUCUGACAGCUUUACAUGUGGCUGCUCACUGUGGCCAUGUCAAAGUGGCAAAAAUUCUUCUAGAUCGUAAAGCUGACCCUAAUGCUAGAGCCUUGAAUGGUUUCACUCCACUUCACAUUGCCUGUAAGAAGAACAGAAUCAAGAUUGUUGAACUGCUCUUGAAACAUGGAGGCUCCAUUGAAGCUAGAACAGAGUCUGGCCUUACACCUCUCCAUGUAUCUGCUUUUAUGGGAAAUAUGAACAUUGUUAUAUUUUUGAUCCAACAUGGAGCUGACCCAGAUAUCCCAACAGUCCGGGGAGAAACUCCAAUUCAUUUAGCUGCAAGAGCUAACCAGGCAGACAUUAUACGCAUUCUUUUACGAAAUGGAGCUCACGUAGAUGCCAAAGCUAGAGAACAUCAGACACCUUUGCACAUUGCUGCUCGACUUGGGAACGUUGACAUUGUGAGUCUGCUGAUUCAACAUGGUGCAGCAGUAGAUGCCACAACUAAAGACAUGUAUACAGCUCUUCACAUUGCUGCUAAAGAAGGACAGGAAGAGGUUGCCUCUCUUUUGUUAGAUAAUGGAGCAUCUCUUACAGCUACUACACAGAAAGGGUUCACUUCUCUUCAUCUGACUGCUAAGUAUGGAAAUAUCAAAGUGGCACGAAUUUUAAUCCAGAGAAAUGCCCCAGUUGAUGCCCAAGGAAAGAAUGGUGUAACUCCAUUACAUGUGGCAACACAUUAUGAUCAUGUCAAUGUAGCACUUUUGUUACUUGAAAAUGGAGCAUCUCCUCAUGCUGCUGCAAAGAAUGGCUACACCUCACUCCAUAUUGCUGCUAAGCACAGCCAGAUGGAUAUUGCUACAACGCUGUUGGAAUAUGGAGCCAAAGCCAAUGCAGAAACUAAGACUGGAUUUACACCACUUCACCUAGCUUCACAGGAAGGACACACAGAUAUGACAACACUAUUAACUGAGCACUAUGCUGACGUGAAUGCGAGAGCUAAGAAUGGCCUUACUCCUCUCCAUCUGUGUGCUCAAGAAGAUCUUGUGAAUAUUGCAGCAAUUUUAGUGAAAAAUGAUGCUACUGUUGAUUCAGAAACGAAUGCUGGAUACUCUCCAUUACAUAUAGCUUGUCACUUUGGUCAAGUCAACAUGGUUAGGUUCUUGCUUCAACAUCAUACUAAUGUGACCUCUGUUAAUUCGCAUGGGUACACACCUCUUCAUCAAGCAGCACAACAAGGACAUGCUUUAAUCAUCAAUCUUCUGCUGGAACAUAAAGCCUCUCCAAAUGUAUUGACUAAUGAAGGACAGACUGCAUUGGCUAUUGCCAAACGUCUUGGUUAUAUCUCAGUUGUGGAAACAUUGAAGGUGGUAACAGAAAAUUCUAUCAUCCCAAUCACAACUACAGUGGCAGAAGAGAAGUACAAAGUUGUAGCACCUGAGAUUAUGCAGGAGUCCUUCAUGAGUGACUCUGAGGAUGAAGGAGGUGAAGAUACAAUUCUGGGAGAUCAGUCUAUGCACUAUCUGACAGCAGAUGAAAUGAAAUCACUUGGGGAUGACUCACUGCCUAUCGAUGUAACUAAAGAUGAGAGAACCACUGAUUCAAUGCUUCUAAGCGCAGAUUCUGGAGCACCAUUAACAGUAGAGGAAGACCAUCUCUCCCCUAUGCAUGUUAGUUACAAUGUCGAGACUACAUAUAUGGAUAGCUAUGCUACAGAUAACAUUGAUAUGUCAAGAGGUCCUUUUCAUGCAAGCAAGCUGAAAUGGAAGAUGUUUCUUGUCAGCUUUAUGGUGGAUGCUCGUGGAGGGGCCAUGCGAGGAUGUCGACAAUCAGGUGUAAGAGUGAUAAUACCACCUCGGAAAGCCUCUAUGCCUAUGAGAAUCACAUGUCGUUACUUAAGAAAAGAAAAAUUAAUCCAUCCUCCACCAUUGAUGGAAGGAGAAGCUUGCGCUGCACGAAUUUUAGAGGUUGGACCAGUUGGGGCCAAGUUUUUAGGGCCUAUUAUUAUUGAAAUUCCACACUUUACAUCUCUUCGAGGAAAAGAACGAGAAAUAAUAAUUUUACGCAGUGAUAAUGGAGAAGUCUGGCAAGAGCAUACAACUGAGGCAACAGAAGAAGCAGUUCAAGAUACCUUGAAUGAAAGUUUUGAAGGAGAAGAAAUAAAUGCCUUAGAAGAUCUUAAUGCUGACUGCAUUACUCGAAUUGUGACUACAGACUUUCCACAGUAUUUUGCUAUUGUUAGUCGUGUAAGACAAGAAGUCUGUAAUAUUGGACCUGAGGGAGGAAUAGUCAGUUCUACAGUAGUUCCCCAGGUCCAGGCUAUCUUUCCAGAGGGAGCACUAACAAAGAAGAUUAAAGUAGGACUUCAGGCACACCCGGUUGUUCCAGAACUUGUAUCUAAAAUGUUGGGCAACCGUGUGGGAGUGAGCCCAAUUGUCACUGUAGAACCAAGAAGAAGAAAAUUUCACAAGCCCAUCACUCUGACUAUCCCAGUACCACAGACAGCAACUAAGGGCAUGAUCAAUCAAUAUAGUGGAAAUGCCCCAACUUUGAGACUAUUAUGCAGUAUAUCAGGUAGUAGUAAAUCAGGUGACCUGAACAUGUGGACCGAACAAGACCGGUGGAGUUGGUCGAUUGAAAAAGUCCAUAAUUGGCUAUCAUCUAUGUAUGAGUAUACAUUUGAUUUAGGAGGUUUUACCAAAGCUCAGUGGGAGGAUGUGACUGGAUCAACACCUCUGACUUUUGUUAAUGAUUGUGUUUCAUUUACAACCACUGUAUCAGCAAGGUUUUGGUUGAUGGACUGUAGACAUGUUAAUGAAGUUGGAAAUUAUGCAACUGAGCUGUAUAGAGAAGUAAUCUAUGUGCCCUUCAUGGUAAAAUUUGUGGUGUUUGCCAAGCGUUAUGAAACUAUGGAGGCAGAGCUUCGAGUCUUUUGCAUGACAGAUGACAAGAAAGAGAAAACACUUGAAACUCAAGAAAACUUUACAGAAAUAGCUAAAAGUCGUGAUGUUGAAGUUUUGGAAGGUAAACCUCAGUUUUUGGAACUUGCUGGAAACCUUGUACCAGUUACUAAGGCUGGGGAACAUCUUACUCUUAACUUCCAACCUUUCAGAGAAAACAGAUUACCAUUCAUUGUUCGUGUCAAAGAUCCUGAUCAGGAUCCAAUUGGUAGGAUAGCCUUUAUGAGAGAACCAAGGGUGGGCCGUGGUGAGCCUCCACAAACUCCCAUAUGUAACUUGAAUAUUGCAUUACCUGAUAUUUGUAAGAUUGAAAAGAAACCAGUAACAACAGAAGUGGUAGAGAAGAAAUAUGAUUUUAUGGAAAAAACAGGACCAACUAAACCUGAGCAUAUCCAACAUGCUGACCUUCAUCUGUCAGAUAUUGCACAAGGCUUAGAUCAUGAUUGGGUACAGUUAGCAGACCAACUUGAUGUUCCUAAAUCAGAUGUAAAUAACAUCAAGAAAGAGCACCCCAAUGACAUGACCCAACAAGCUUUGGUGAUGCUUCGAUUAUGGAUCCAUCGCUCAUAUCCCAAAGCAACAGGAAAUAGCUUGGAAAAGGCUCUGAGAGAGAUCAAUAGAGAGGAUAUUGUCAACAGGUGCAUGGUUAAUGUGAAGGUUGUUACUGAUGAUGUAGAGAAGGCAGUAGCUAAAGUACAUUUGGACCAGUCAGAAAUUGGUGAAAAAACAACAAAUGGUUUUAAUUGUGAACUAAUUUGGAGAGAAUUUGAUUCUUUCAAAGAUGAACUUGGCUCCUCUAGGGAUAUCUCACUGAGACAUGAUACUACUCAUGCUAUGUGUUAUGAUGAACAGGACAUAAUGAAAGAAGCAGAAUCAGCUGAGGAAAUAAGCAGCAAAUCUGGCUCUGCCCAUGAAAAUCAGCUGCCUGUAAUAGUAAAGAAGAAACAAGAAGAAGUUGACCAACAACAACAUGUACCUCGAAAACAAAUUGACAAACUUCUGAAGGAUGAAGUGAAUGUUGAACUGUCUGUAAAAUUGACACCUCAGAAGGUAAUGGAACAGGAGGAAAAGAAGAACAUUAUCAUGAAACACAGCAUUAAACAAGAUCCUCUAUCAAAAUUUCCAGAAAUACAGAAAAAAGGUAGAGGAUUAGAAAGACUAGGAAAAGAUGUUGAAGUUGAAGUGGAGAGAUUAUUUUUUGAAGAACUCGAAAAGCCUGUAAGUUGUCUUGAAGAAAUCAAACUUAUUGAUGAAAAACGUGUACCAUUGGAGAGAUCUGGGAAACAAGAUUUAAAAAUAGAUGAAAUAAGUCAAAAGUGGGAUAAACCAAAAAAACCUGAGGAAGACUUGGGAGAAGAAGAACUCUCACUUUUGAAAAUGCAAGAAAAUUUAAAAGAAAAAACAACGAAAGAAGACAAAUUCAUUCAUGAAUAUGAGAAUUUUGUUGAAAAAUUUGAACUAGAAGAAAAGUUGGAAAAACUGGAAAAAGAAGAACAAACACUUAAGGUAGAACCAAAAAUCAAACCCCAGAUUGAGCUAGAGACUCUUAUAAAGAAAACAAAACUGGUAGAAGAAAAUACAGAAAAUAAUAAAUUUCAGGAAUUAAAUAAAUCAAAUAAAAUUGCAUCAGAAAUUGAAUCUUAUAAAUCUGCUAUACAAAGCCAAGAAUUUGAAGAACAAAAGCCAAAAGAAUUACUUAAAACAGUAAUAACUGAAGUUGAAAAUGUAGAUGCACUUAAACUUGUUGUGGAAAGCUUCGAAGAAAAAAAUAAAAUGUUUGAGAAAUUAGAAGUAGAAGUUAAAUCUGUCAAUAAACCUGAGCAAUACAUACAAACAGAAACAGUAGGAGAAAAAAUGUUUGAAGAAACAUUAGAAACUAAAACCAAACCUGUGGAAAUUGGUAAAGAAACAACAGAACAAGAAAACAAGUUUAAAGAUUUAGUACAACCAAAAGACAUACUCACAGAAGUGAAAGAGAAAAAACUUGAAAAUAAAGAAUUAACAGAAAAAACAUUAACAUAUAUGUGUAAAUUCCCUGUAACAAAAGAAGAAAAUGAAGAAUGGAAAUUGAAAAAGGAGUUAGAAAAUUCAGGAACAAUAAAACAUGUAGUGAAACCUACACAUGAAAAAACAGAAGUGGAUGACCAGGUAUUUAUGGAAGUUGAAAGAGCAGAAAAAGAAAGAAGUGUUUAUGAAAUUGAAUCUGUUCUAGAAAACUUAAACAUGGAGUAUUCAAAAGAAAUCAAAGCUGUGAUUGAAUCUAAAGAUUUUAUAGACAUAAAUGUAAAAAAGCAGAAAUUUGAAGAUUUGGAAAGAUCAAAGAAAACCAUAAAUCUGGUGAAAUCUGAACCUCUUAUACAAAUGUCAGAAAUAAAAAAACAAAGCUUUGAAGAAAUCAUAAAACAAGAACUAGUGAAGAUUCCUGUUGAACAGAAAUCUCCUGUAGAAUCAUCAGAAUCACAAGAUCAAUUACUUGAAGAAUUAGAAAAUCCAGAAGUUAUCUGUGAGCAUGUAAUUGAACUAAAGGUGGAAGAGCGGACACAAAAAAGUUUUGAAAGGCCAGAAAUAAGGUCUAUAGUUGAACUAGUACCUGUUAUAGAACAACCAGAAGUAAAAAAGCAAAUACUUGUUGAAUCAAGAAGAACAACAGAUAAUGAUUUUAAAGUUGUGAUAAAAACUGAAGAUGCUGUAGAAAGGCCAGACGUAGAAGAUCAAAAACUUGAAGAAGUAGUUAUGCAAAUGUGUAAAGUGAAACCUGUAUCUGAACCAGUGUCUAUUCCAGAUAUCAGAACUUUUGACUCAAACAGUUUGAUUACAGAACAAGCUGAAGAGAAAACCUUUUCAUUGUUAGAUGGACCUGAGAAAGAUUUAAAACUCAUGCCAUCAGAUGGGCCCACAACAGAAGACCUGGAUGAAUUUCUUAUAGAAUUGAAAGCUGAGCCAGAGCAAUGGACUACAACAACCUCAAGACAGGUUGCUUCUCCAAGUUUUCCAGAAGAUGAACAAAAUGAACUAGCCAUCAUUUCUAUGACAACAACACCACAGAACAAACCUAACACAGACUUGCACACUGAAGAGAAAGAAGGGACAGAUACAGAUGAAUCAGGAGCUGUUCAACAUGUCAUUCAGAAACAAAAUAGUUAUGUUAUCAAAGAUGAAAAUCGAGAGCAUGACUCUUCUGUUCAGCAUCCAACUGUCACAAAAGGAGGAACAACUUUCCAUGUAGAUUUAUCUUUCCCUACUAAUCCUGUAUAUUCUUAUAAAAUAAAACAAUCUCCCUUCUCUCCUUCUUCCCCUAUCCCAACCACCUCCUGCCAUGUUGAGCAGGAAUUAUCGCCUGCUGCUGACUACCCUGUGUACCUUGUUCCAGAAAUGCGAGUAUUUGUUGGUAUUUCAUCUAAAAAAUCAUCUGAUAUGAACAAAUAUACAUUUGAAGAUAAAAAACAUGUUACAAGAAUGGAAGAAAACAUUUCUUCAGAAUCUGCAUACGAGUUUGAUCCCAAAAAUACAAAUAAGCAAUUUACCAAAAUAUGUUCUUCACCUUUCCAUAACAUAUACACUGAAGCCCAAAGAAUUGAUUACACUUGUGAAGAUAGUGUUUCAAAAAGAUGUGACACUGAUGUCUUCACUGGAAAUGAGGAAUAUGUUUCGUCAAAAGUGGCACAAGAAGAGUCUUUAAAUAUGCAUUUACCUGAAAGCUCAAAGGCCCCUGAAAAAGAUAUUUCAUAUCAGGAAACUCUUAAUGUAUAUGAAAACACAGCCUUUGCCGGGGUUGAUGUUAUUGAUAAAUCUGCAGUAGAAGAAGAAAACUUUGAAAGAGGUACUAGUUCCUAUGAAAUUUUAAGGGAAACUAAUAAAGAAUUACCAACACUCAACCCAGCUACAAAUGCUGUAGGAGCAAUGAAAGUUGACCAAGAAAUAUAUUCUCACUUUUUAGAACAGUCCCUUCAUUUACCAAUAAAUGAGGGCCUACUGUUUUCUAAAGUUACCCCAGAAACUACAACAUAUGUUGAACAUCACAUCAAGUCACAAAUAUUUAGUGAAGAACUUGACCAGUCAAUAGAAGAAAAUACUCCUGAAAAAAAAGAUAUCUUAGAAGGAAAAAACAUAAAACCAACAAAAGUAGAAAGAGUUGACAUAGUUACUAAGCAAAUUCGUUCUGCAAUCUUAGCUCAUGAGCUUUCUGAGGACACAGAAAAUGACUUACCAGAAGAAAAAGAUAUUCCCUAUGACCAAAGAAAAGAAAAAAAAUUAUCUCAUGAAUUAUAUGAUGACACAGAAAGUGACAUACCAGAAGAAAAAGCCUUUCCUUUUGACCAGGGAAAAGAUAAAAUCUCUGAAAGAUAUAAAGCUGAAGGUUAUGAAGAUAAAAUUGAGAGAGAAGAUAAAGUUGCUUUGAACGAAGCCAUUAAUAUUUUAAAACCUGAUUCUGAAACAUCAUUAAAUUACAAAGGAAAAACUGAAGAACUGGAAAAGGAAUUUGCUAAAGAAAUAAUUGGCUUUUCAAGAACAUCAGAUGAGGAACAAGAAACACAGUGUAGUUCUGUGGAAUAUGCCAUGUUGGAGACUCCAAUACAACAAAAUUCAGAACAGAUCUAUGAAAAAGUGAAAGAGCUCAGAGAAAAGCAAAUAAUAAUAGAACACAAUGAAAAAAAAACUUUAGAAGAAAGCAUAAGUGAGAAUGAACAAAUAUGGCAGGAUGAUAAAUUAAAAAAGAAAUUCAGUGAAGAUUAUGUUAGUGAAGGAAUUUCUCCUUCUAUAAAAGAAGAAGCAGUCGUAGCUGCUAAGCGCAUUAUUGAAGAUAUCAAAACAGAGGUGAAUCUCUGUCAGUCAUUAGAACAUUCUCUUUCUGAGAUCUCUGAUGAAGAUCUUACGGAAAAUCUAGAAGAAUAUAUUCCAAUUCAGCAAGUAGAAGGAAGAGAUAAAUCAGAAGAAAAAAAAGUCUCAUUUUCUGAGGAUAUGCCUGAAAUACUUCAAAAUACAAUUUCAGAAAAUGAGCAGUCCUAUAGAGAAAAUGAGGAAGAAACUGUUAAGAUAAAGGAAGAACUGAUAUUAGGCAGUAAAACAAAUGAUGAUGGUUAUAAUGAUAUUCAUUUUGCAGAAACAACUUGUCAUGAACAACAAAUAAGUGAACAUCAUAAAAAAUUAACAGCUAAUGCUAACAGUGAAACUAAAGAAGAAAGUGUGCAUAUUUCUGGAGAACAUAAGGACAAAUCAUUCCCAGUUUUAUCAACAGAUACUGCAAGCAUAAAAAUUAAUGAAAUUCUAAUACAGAAAGACAAUAUAGAAGAUCAUACAUCUUUAUCUGUGGUAAAUGAAGAAACAAAAGAUGAUCAAAUUCUAGUCUCAUACAAUGAGCAAGUAUGUUUUACUGAAUCAAAUUUUUCAGAAAAAGCUGUUAUUAAUAUGUGUAAAAAAAAAUAUUUACUCAAUGACAUGUGUGAAAGCAAGAGAAAUACAGAUUCCUAUGAUAUUGAUAUGACCUUUAGUGAUGAAACACAAGCAGCUGAAAAAGAAACUGAAACCACUGAAUGCCUUGGGGAUUUUCUUCCUGAAACUUUACAACAAAUUCACGAAACCUCUGAUAGUGCUGAAAAAGAAACAAUUAAGUUAUCAGGAUCAUCAGUGAUUACCACACAGAGUUUUGUCAAAGAUAUCCCGCAUCAAAAAGCAACAAUCAUUCAUAAGAUCUCAAAGGAUAUUCACAAAUAUUGUGAAGAAGUUAUUACAAGUGAUAAAAAACAAAAGUUUCAAUGUUCAGAUGAAAGUAGUGAUCUUCAGGAAGAUACAUUAACAAAAGGUCAAACAUGUUUUGAAAUUACUGUUAAAUCUGAUGAAGAAAAGACAAGCGAAUCUGAUAAAUCAGAGAAAUUAAGUUCUGGUUGUGGUGUACAAGUAGCUUCAUCUGAUCCUUCAAGUGCAUCAAGAAAAGAAAAGCAUCUGGACAAAAACUGUGAGACUUAUUCGAGCUCUGGUGAAACUGAAAGUCAUUAUUACACAUUUGACAUGUCUGAUAGUGGAAAGACAACUCAGAGUACACCAGCGACAAGUCGACCUUGUUCUUCAGAAUUUGAUGUAAAUAUUUAUGUUGUACCCAUAUCUUCAGAGUAUGAGACUUGUGCCACUUCACAAGAAGUUUCUGCCUCAUAUGCUACAGCUUAUACCUCACAAGAAACAUCUUUUGCCACUGCUCAUUCAUCUCGUAGUCAAAGCUCCCUUGAAUCUACUCACUCAGUAGAUUCUGAAAGUUCAGGACAUUUAGCCAGUGUGGAAAUGUCCUCGGAGGCAAGUGAAACUCUUGUUCCAUCAGCACAAGAGCUAGAACAAGAAUUUCAAAGAGGUACAGAAACACCAACUUUAGAAGAUGAAGAAAUGAUCAGUGCAUUCACUCCCAUGGAACCCUAUGACUCAGAAAUACCUGAGACAAUAAUUCGAAGAGGUGUGGAGACUCCUUUUCUAAAAGAAUGGAAGCAGUCAUGUGAUUCCUCAUAUUCUAAUAUGUUUGGUGACAAGUCACAAAUUUCUGAAAUGGAAGAAGUCCCAUCAAGUCCUUUUGAAAUCAUUACUGAAGAAGAGUUAGCAGAUUAUCCAGUAGAUUAUUUAGCACUUGUCUUGCAGACUGAUCAGUUUCACAAUAACAAAGAAGGAAUUACCUGCUCCACUCAAGCUGCAAAAAGCAAAUUUAAAGAACAUUUCCAAGAAGAAGAAGUAACAAAAACAAGGGAAACUAACUUAGAAAGUAGCGGCUCUGAGCUAUCUGCAACUUUUGUGAUGGAAAGUGAUACAAUUCAAAAUACUACAACUAAAUAUGAUGAGAAAACUUCAACCUUUAGUAGUAAUAUUACAGAUGAAUGUUAUUGCUCAGAAAAAAGUGCAUGGAAAGCUAAAAUAUGUAAACAUGAAUCAGAGGUUGCUGCAUCAGUGGAGAUCUUACUGCCCAUUUGAGUUGUGAGCAAGAAGCAGA